CACGAAACCGCAACCGCAUUGUAGUCCACGUGAACCACCAGACAUGGGAAGGCGACUGUCACGUGUAUAGACCAUAAUCGAACGCAAUGUGAAGUGACGUCACGUACGAUGGGCCGCCGGAGACCGCGCGAGUAACCGCGAUGACGUCGAAGAUGCUGCUGUCGCUGCUGCUGCACUGCUUCUACGUGGCCACCACCGCAUCCAUACCCAGUGGAGGUCUAGGCCUGCCCGGGGCCGGCAGCGGCGAAAGCUUGCGGCCUGAGAGGCCAUACUUCGACGACGUGUCUCCGAGGAAUGUCUCGUCGGUGGUCGGUCAGGCCGCCGUGCUCAGGUGUCGGGCGAAACACAUAGGGAAUAGAACUGUAUCAUGGAUGCGCAAACGCGACCUACACAUCCUGACCUCCCACAUCUUCACGUACACCGGGGACGCUCGGUUCAGCGUAUUGCACCCAGAACCCUCGGACGACUGGGAUCUGAAGAUAGACUACGUGCAGCCGAGGGAUGCAGGGGUCUACGAGUGCCAGAUCAACACUGAGCCGAAGAUCAAUAUGGCGGUCAUGCUCAAUGUUGAAGAUGAGUCCCUCACCCCCGCGACCCAGGCCCCGCCCCGAUCCUCAGCGGCGGCGGCGACGAUCUGGGGCUCGCCAGAAGUGUUCGUGAAGAAAGGGAGCACUAUAUCGUUGACGUGCACGGUGAAUGUGCAUUCUUCGCCGCCCUCCAGCGCAUCUGUGUUAUGGUACCACGGAAACUCAGUAGUGGACUUCGACUCUCCCAGAGGGGGGAUCAGCCUGGAGACGGAGAAGACGGAAGGUGGAACCACCAGCAAGCUGCUGGUCACCAAGGCCGCUUUCACGGACUCUGGAAACUACACUUGCGUGCCGAAUAACGCGCACCCGGCCUCCGUGUCCGUGCACGUGCUCAAUGGCGAGCACCCGGCGGCCAUGCAGACGAGCAACCGAGCGUCCUCCUACCUCACGUCCCAGCUGAGCUGCGCCGCCGUGACGUACCUACUCUCCUCGAUGGCUUGCAGAUGAUCGCCCUGACCGGCCCGGGGACCGUAGGCUAAGGGUAUGGGAUUGGCUUGAAUUCUGAUCAUAUUUUGUUGUUUACCCCUUUAUUAGUGAAAUAGGGUGCUGUCAA
Ostrinia furnacalis (Asian corn borer) is the source of this 1140-nucleotide messenger RNA. Its product is annotated as T-lymphocyte activation antigen CD86. Gene Ontology annotation, cellular component: neuron projection membrane. Lineage: Eukaryota; Metazoa; Arthropoda; Insecta; Lepidoptera; Crambidae. The transcript has 8 exons. Bases 141 to 1034 code for a protein of 297 amino acids. Gene Ontology annotation, biological process: synapse organization. The record is from RefSeq and is a predicted model, not a curated record.